AUGAAGACGGUUAAAUAUAGUAUUUGUGUCAUGGGUGCUGCACUUGUUGGAAAACAAGAAUUUGCCAAAGCUGCCACCGAAUUAUUUGAUGGUAAAAUCAUUCAGGUGAGACCUGGAGCCAACAAGUAUAUAUUUACUGUUGAAUUUCAAAAUUGUAAAUAUGAACUCUCCAUGAUCACUUUAUACGACACUGGUUUCACAACUGAGGAAAAAGAGGAAUUAAAGACACAUAUUGAUGGAUAUUUACUCAUGUAUGAUGUCACAAACAAAUUCUCAACCGAACGUGUCAAGAAUUAUAUGAAAUUAAUUCUUCAAUUAUUGGAUCCAAGUUCUCCUUUAUUGGCAGAGAUGAAUAAGAAUUCAUGGCAGAAUGUUCAUAAAAAAAAGAAGGAAUCAGCAGCUCAGAAACAACAGCAACACGGAUCGACACGAAAUCAAGUGUCUUCUCCUUCAUCGGAACCAUCCUCUCAAAUGUCAAAUGUCCAUCCAUCGACAACAGUGAAUUCAGAACAACAAGGAGUAACAACAACACUCGUCGGAGAUGAAACGAAUGGAGUAUCAUCAUCCUCUGCUACUACUUUAUCAUCCACUUUGCAACAACCUCAACAACAACAACAAUCGAUCACAAGUCCUUCCUCUCCUUCUGAACAACCUCCACUCGUUGUGAAUACCUCCACCACCACGACUAGUAUGGUUUCAGUAAGUUCGAAAACACCUUCCACACCAGGAAAUGCAACGUCACCUUCUGUGACAACAACAAAUGCAACUUCAAUGAGUAGUAGUAGCAAUUCGAAUCAAAAUACUACUAUUACAUCCAUUUCUUCGAAUACAACAAAUAUUUCAUCAAGUUCGAUUGCAAGUACUCCAACUUGUACUACAACAACUGCUAGCUCAACGAUCUUACCAGUGAUUAUUAUUGGAAAUAAGUGUGACGUGAGUGAUGAAGAGAGAGAAGUCGAUACAAAAGAAGGUUUGAAAUUGAGUGACUAUUUAGGAUGUCCUCUUGUGGAAACUUCAGCGACAUUUAAAAAGAAAGGAAUUGAGAAUGCAUUUAUUGAGCUAAUUAAGAGGAUUGAUAAGGUGCGUGAGGAGAAGCGUAAAACUCUAGUUCGUGCCGCUAGUAUGGCUGGUUCAUCUGUGGCAGAUGAUUCUACCAUUGACAGAAGGAAGAGUAUUUCAUCGAUUUUCAGCUUUGUCAGCGUUUCAACUUCUGACAAUGUCGUUGAUGAUUAUCAACAAACAAGGAGAAUGAGAGAAAUGAGGAAACAACAGUUGGCCUCAAACAAUAACAAGUAA
Messenger RNA from Naegleria lovaniensis, 1296 nucleotides. RefSeq lists its product as uncharacterized. Gene Ontology annotation, molecular function: GTPase activity; GTP binding. NCBI's taxonomy places the organism in Eukaryota, Heterolobosea, Eutetramitea, Acrasida, Naegleriidae. The coding region runs from base 1 to 1296 and encodes 431 amino acids. The transcript is spliced from 3 exons. The record is from RefSeq and is a predicted model, not a curated record.